UUAGUAUAAUGUAACCUUUAUCAUUUGACAGAACUGACGCCAUAUAUUUUCGCGUCAUACAAACAACAGUCGAAGUCCCGUUAUCGACAUGUCGUUUAAAAGGGAUGGUGACGACUUUUCGGCACUAAAUUAUCAGCGGAAAAGUAGGGUGACAGAACUUCUGCAAGAAGACAUCACAGACCAAGAAGUAUCAAAAUUAAGGAAUGGAAAAUUUGUUUGCAAACUAUGUUUUCAUAAGCCGAUCUUCGACACAUUGAGUAUAUUUUAUGUUCACAAGCAGGGGAAGAAGCAUUUAGCAAGUCAGGAGUAUCAUGCACUGCAAAAACAGGAAGUGGACGAUUUAAUUGAGAAACGGAUGCAUGAAAAGACAGUGAACAUAGAGCAGUCACAAGUUCAACAACAGAUUAAAGUAAAAGUGCAACAUAAGGCAAGACCAAGUCCUUACCACAGGAGAAAGGUUAUGGAUCUCCACUAUCAGCCUUCAUCAGAAACCAGCACUGCAUUCGCCCAUAGUCUCUCUGGCAACAAGACUGCUGGGACAGAAGUGGAACGUUACUCUGGCAAGAAUGUCAAGCAUUUAGCGAAGGAUUGUGUAACAGAGUCACUUUCAAAUAACCAUGUGAAAAUGAGUUUAACUGAUAAGGAAAAGUGUGAUGUUAAAUGGAAGAAUAGAAAAGACAAUUUGAAAACUUAUGUUAAGUUAACAGCUUUUAAGUCAAGAGAUGAUUUUAAUAAUUCCUGUGAUGACAAUGAGGAAAUUGUAAGUAGUGCAAAUGUCAACAAAUUUAUAAACAACAGUGACACUGAAAAUACAAAGAACUAUUACCUAGCAAGGAAAAAACAAAAAUCUGACUAUGAAAAAGACAUACAGGCAACAUUAAUUGGUAAAGUUCACAAGGAGACUGAUGCCACAAGUACAUGUAGACUUGGACAAUCUUGGGAAAUGUUCAAAUCUGGCGCUAUACACAAAACUUCUACUCCACUGUUUACACAAGAAUGUGUGAAAAAGAAAACCAACAGUGCUAGGUCUUACAAAGAUGUCGAUAGAAGUAAAACUGCUGAUGCAGAGAAAAUGCUUCAAGCCUUUGGAUCAGGCUGGAAGAAGGACUGGACAGGUCAGUGGGUCAAGGACGACACUGUGGAGUUUGACUCGGAUGAAGAACCACCCAACUUCUGAAUGUUCUGUUAAUGUUUGUGUGCUAAACUGUGAAGGAACAUUGUUCUGUGUUCAGAUCCUUGAUUUAUCUGUUUGCAUCAUGUUUAAGGCAUGCAUACUCAUCGUGAGUGUUAAAAACACACCUCACAAAUGGAAUAAAAAAUGUUUGUUUUUUUAAA
Dreissena polymorpha is the source of this 1335-nucleotide messenger RNA. Its product is annotated as sodium channel modifier 1-like. Gene Ontology annotation, biological process: RNA splicing. The transcript is spliced from 6 exons. The record is from RefSeq and is a predicted model, not a curated record. Bases 89 to 1177 code for a protein of 362 amino acids. Lineage: Eukaryota; Metazoa; Mollusca; Bivalvia; Myida; Dreissenidae. Gene Ontology annotation, cellular component: nucleus.